AUGCAUAUUAACAGUGCUGAUCUUUCUUUAAGCUCACCGGUUAAUUCCGUUUCCGGGAAGGGUGUUGCUCUUCAGAAUAAUAACAUUUUCAACACAGUAAUCUUACCAAUUGCAAUCUUAGAAAUAAAAGACUACACAGGGUCUUUUCAUAAAGUACGAGCCCUUAUUGAUUCCGGGAGUAUGGCAAAUUUUAUAACGCUGAAUUUAGCAAAUAAAUUGAAGCUUCCGCGCGUGAAGUCUUGCCACGCGAUUUCUGGGUUGAACAGCAUGUCAUCCACCUGCAACAAAGGUUCAGUUUAUUGUCAGAUAAAACCUUUCACAAUGUCUGAGCCUUCUUUUGAUUUGAACGCCAUUAUUACAAAGACUAUUUGUGCUCAGCAACCACAAAGAUGUUUGUCGAUAGAUUCGUAUGCGCAUCUUAAAGAUUUGCAUUUUGAUGAAGAUCAGUAUUCUCGAUCCGCGCCUGUCGAUUUGCUUUUGGGUGCUGAACUGGUGCCUUAUGUAUUGGAUGAUCAGCGAGUGACUGGCAGGCCUGAUGAACCUGUUGCUGUGGGAUCGGUGUUUGGCUGGUUGUUGAUGGGGACUGAUACAGGGUCUUCUGCUUCUUCAGAAAUCACCGCUUGUUGCGCUGUCGUUGAUUCAUCAUUGGAGACAUGUUUUCAACGUUUCUGGGAAAUCGAACAGGUUGAGACACAACUUUCUUUAUCUCCGGAAGAGGCGGUAUGUGAAUCACAUUUUAUUAACAAUUGUCAACGUGCACAAGAUGGACGUUUUGUGUUGGCCCUACCAUUUCGCGAUGAUCCGUCUAGAUUGGGCAAUUUUUACCAUCAAGCGCUUAGAAGAUAUUUACUCCUUGAAAAGCGCCUUUCUCGAAAUUCCGAAUUAAAGUCCGCUUAUUCUGAAUUCAUGCUCGAUUAUCUCAAAUCUGAGCAUAUGACAUUGAUAACAUCUCCUUUCUCCGAUACAACCACCAAUUACUAUUUGCCGCAUCAUUGUGUUUUGCGUCCUAAUGGUCCGUCGACGAAGCUUAAUAAAGGUACCUCAGCUAUUGCAGAGAUCAGCUGUUCUAGUUAUCUCUUGUUAAAACCAGUGACCAGUGAAAAUGCCGACGAAAUUACUGUUUUUGGGCGAUAG
Messenger RNA from Onthophagus taurus, 1134 nucleotides. RefSeq lists its product as uncharacterized. The record is from RefSeq and is a predicted model, not a curated record. NCBI's taxonomy places the organism in Eukaryota, Metazoa, Arthropoda, Insecta, Coleoptera, Scarabaeidae.